This is a messenger RNA of Acanthopagrus latus (yellowfin seabream), 3725 nucleotides long. RefSeq names its product phosphatidylinositol-specific phospholipase C, X domain containing 3 (gene plcxd3). Lineage: Eukaryota; Metazoa; Chordata; Actinopteri; Spariformes; Sparidae. The transcript has 6 exons. The record is from RefSeq and is a predicted model, not a curated record. Gene Ontology annotation, molecular function: phosphoric diester hydrolase activity. The coding region runs from base 109 to 1077 and encodes 322 amino acids. Gene Ontology annotation, cellular component: synapse. Gene Ontology annotation, biological process: lipid metabolic process.
AGAUGAGAGAGAGUGAGUGAGAGAGAGAGAGAGAGAGAGAGAGAGCGCGCACUCCACGUUGGCGCAGGCACCGGUCCGGGAGAACGGAUCGUUGUGCACGGCGGCAGCAUGGCUUCGUCUCACGGGAGAAGCGACAUGCGGUUCGCGGACUGGAUGGCAAGUUUACCGCAGAGCAUGCACACCAUUCCGCUCACCAACCUGGCCAUUCCUGGUUCCCACGACUCCUUCAGCUUCUACAUCGACGAGGCGUCUCCGGUGGGCCCCGAGCAGCCAGAGACGGUGCAGAACUUUGUUUCUGUUUUUGGCACGGUGGCCAAGAAGCUAAUGAGGAAGUGGUUAGCUACACAGACUAUGAACUUCAACAGCCAACUGGAGGCUGGGAUCCGCUUCUUUGACCUGCGCAUCUCCACCAAGCCCCGCGACCCCGACAACGAGCUGUUCUUCGCCCACGGGCUCUUCAGUGCCACGGUGAGAGAAGGUUUGGAGCAGAUCAGUAGUUUCCUGUCAGCUCAUGCCCGGGAGGUCGUGUUCCUGGACUUCAACCACUUCUACGGCGUGCAGAACCUGCACCACGAAAAACUGGUGGCCAUGUUGAAAGAGGUGUUCGGAGACAAACUGUGCCCAGUCGUCUUUGCUCAGGAGGUGACUCUGCAGUACCUGUGGGAGAAGGAGUACCAGGUACUUGUCUUCUACCACCACCCCAUGGCUCUGGAGGUGCCCUUCCUGUGGCCGGGACAGAUGAUGCCCUCUCCCUGGGCCAACACCACAGAUCCAGAGAAGCUGGUGCAGUUCCUCCAGGCGUCUGUCACGGACCGCAGGAGGAAGGGGACCUUCUUUGUCUCGCAGGUGGUUCUGACACCCAAGGCGAGCACUGUGAUGAAGGGCGUGGCCAGUGGACUGAGAGAGACAAUCACAGAAAGGGCCUUACCGGGCAUGAUGCAGUGGAUCAGAUCGCAGCGACCCGGAGAGAGCGGCAUCAACAUUAUCACAGCUGACUUUGUGGAGCUCGGAGAGUUCAUCAGCGCCGUCAUCACCCUCAACUAUCACCUCGACGACGAUGAAGACGACGCCACCUGAGAACCCUCGGCGGAGGGGGGCGGGGGGCAUCGGGGAGCACAGUCGCCACCGUCGCCGGUGGUUUGGUCUGCGCUCUCACUCUUUUCUCUUUGGCAUUUAUUUCAAGAGGGGAGCUGCACGGCUCCUCUCACUUUAUUUAGGGCUAUAGUGAAUUGAGUGAUCGAAUGGCAAAGACGGGAUGAGGGGAUGAGAAAUUGGGUUUAAGAGGAACAACAGUGAUGUUUGGUUUGGAGCACAAAGAGAAUGAGGUUUCGUUCGUUUCCCAUUGAGGGAUCAACUUUGUUUUUUUUCAAAUGAGAUGUUCAUUUCCUUUACUUCCUGUGCUGUAAAAACUAACCGCUUUCUCCACUGAUCAGAUGCACUCCUUUCAGUUUUACCACUUCGCCAAGGGUAGAUUCUUCUGAGCAUAUCAACUUUCUGCUAAAUGUGUCGACGCGUUCAUUCUUGGUAUUUCUAGUGACAGUGACAGUUUUUUUCCUCAGAGGUAGUUUUUUUAAAAACCAGUUUGUGUAACUCAUACCACUCAAAUUGUGGGGCUGGUGUAAGUAGCUUGCAGUUGUUUGUCUCGUUUGAAGAAUCUGUCCAAGAGACGUUUCAUUUUACUUUGCUCUUUUUUCUUUUUUUAACAAUAUGCAUCUUUAGUCAGAUCGCUGCGGGUGUUUCUGAACAACGCCUCGAGCAGCUUGAAGGCAGACUGUGUUCACGAUGUGUUUACUCAAUACUUUGUCAAGAUAUUCACCUUUUUUUUUUUGCCGAGGGGGGCUUUCUCCCAGUAGUUCUCCACUGAAGUCAGCCUGCAAACCCAAACACUGAUCGGACAACUUCGUACAUUGGUAGAGCAUCGAUUCACUUGUUCAAAACCGGUAGAGAAAACGAGAUUGAGAGUUUGGCUUGGAUCGCAGACACAAAAUGCUGCGUGACUUCGUCUUUGGUGCAUCCAAAUGAGACAGUAAUUAUCACCUCGUUGUCGUGUCUAAAAUCUCAUGACAAAUCGACUGUUGCAGCGAGGUAUCCGACGUUAAAAAAAGAAUUUGUACAGGACAGCUGGAAGUGCAAUCCGGUGUAUUACUCAUCUCUGACGGUUCCAAUGUGACAACAUGUAUUAGAUUUUGUAGUGGGUGCGAAGUCGUGAUAGCCAAGUAUAGAAAUACAGUACAUCUGGAUACAAGAGCGUAUCUGCUGUCUGUGUUUCCCCUGCUGACUGCUUCCCCCCCUUUAGUGUGUGUCUACACUUGCUGCUGUAGUCUGAGUCAUCAUGAGAUGUGUCACGGUUUUGUGACUUUUUCAUAAUAACAGGUGGUAAAGUUGCUCGACACCCCAUUCUCGAAAAUCCAUUUUUUCUCGAAGUCAAGAAAAGGUAGACAUCACAUUUUUUGGGAGUCAGGAGGUCUUGAUGUCACACUUAAUAAUAAUAAUAAUAAUAAUAAUAAUACAAUAAAUGUUAAAUAAGAUCUAGCUGUAGCUCUUUGGUGUCUACUUUAUUAGGUGUUUCAUGUUUCUGAGUGUUUAUGAAUCUCUGGAUUUCUGCUAUAUCAGUCGCACACUUCACACACACUCGUUUUUUGUUUUUUUUCAUUAUUUAUUUUUAAUGCAUUUUCUCUCCAAACCCUGCAAUGUUUAAUUUCAGAAAAAAAGUACUUUGCAACGGCACCCCAGAAGGAUGAUGGAAGUAUUUGUAUUGCAAUGUAUUAUGCAUGAGAAAAAAAUAAUUAUAAAAUACCAGUCCAACAUCCACACACAUACACACACACACACCAGAUGAUCAGUGUGACAUUUUCUGCAGAGAAUGUAUUCUGUAAGGACGCUGUCGUCUAGUUUGGUAAUGUAAAAACUGAAAAUGGGAAGCUCAGCUCUUUUGGAUUUGUGAAUGUAUGCGUCUUGUGAGUAACUGUGCCACUUCUUAAAAAAAAAAACAAGUCUCACGUGAUGGAGUGACUGGUGAUCAGGUCGUCAGCUAGAAGGUUUUCUUUUUUUUUUUGUAUCGUAUGCUUCAGUGUGGACAUGGAGUUCCAAGUUUUAGAGUUCAAACAGUACUUCUUUCACUUCAGUGUGGUUUCAUGUUCAAAAUGUUUUAUAUAUAUUGUGGACAGUUUGUACAUACUGUAAUUGCUAAAUAGCAUACUGCCGAUGAAUUGUAAAUUGUUUAAAUCAUUCCGAAGAGUCAUUGAUAACGAUUUCUUAACUUAUACCGUAACUGAGCUAUCACACUGCUUCUUGUUCAUAUUUUCAGCUCCAUGCACGAACUAGAAAAAGUUCCACCAUUAGGCUUGUACAUCUCCCUCAGUUGUUUUUCUGCGUGAUGUUCUGAAGAGCAUGGGUUCAUCUCAGCUGGAAAUGUUUUUACCCUUUAAGGAAAAAAUCUCUGACUUUAUUCAUUUUUUAAAUGUUGCACUGCUACUCCACCCACUGCGGAUUAAGGGAUGAACCCACGCGAAUGAGCAGAUUUGAAAAAAAGGCUUGCAAAUCGUGUUGUAAGGACAUUUGUGUCUUCCCAGGUCCGAACUGUUGUCGCUGCCUUUAUGUUCUGGUGUGAAAAAGAGUCCUUUUUGCUGUUGUAAAACUCAAAAAAAAAAAAAAACUUCUGUUCAAAUGAAAGUGACUCUGUUCUAAGUGGAAAACGGCCAAUCAAAUAAAGCUUCUACGCCUAA